AUGGGGGAACAGCCUCUGGAAAAUGGAUACCCAUGCCCAUGUCGAUCCUUUCGAACGGAGGACUCCUGCCGAAUGACUGUCCCCAACAAAUUCGCCAAGCUCGGCUUACUGCCCCGACGGAUAAUACAUACAUGUACAUCAAAAGUGAGGUUUUGCUGCAAAACGCGAAGGAACACCCAUCCUUUUCCUUCUUCAGCAUCAGUAACGCAUUUGUCCAUGUUGGCUGCCACCUGUGGAAGAAUCAAAACAACCUCUGCAGAAAUCCCUCCGUUUCAAUAUGAUCCUUCUAUGGAACCCGCUCCUGGAAUGUUCCAGUUUUGGAACAAUGAAGCAUUUGGAGGCUCCCACACAAUGCCAUUCAGUCCUCCAAAGGCUCAGUAUUCCUGUGGAACUGCACCAUCAGCUUUGGGUUCACAUGAACUCCCUCUGACCCCUCCAGCAGAAUCGGUCUACACGUUUGAGCUGUCUUCUGUGAAGAUUUUGACAACUUCGGUUCCUGCGAGUUGUGCCUAUUCUUACCCCGACACAGCCAAUGGAAUUGCUCCAAACCUCUCCAGCUUCAUUUCCAGUUCUUCCACUUUGCAGUCCAGACAUGUAUCUCUGAAUCAUGCUGAUGAAAUCCCUUGGUGGAGCAUGCAACAACCUGAUCCUCUCCAUCUUCACCAUCUCCAGUUUGGAAGACCCUUGAUCCCAGGCCAUCAAGCUCAGUUGCCAACCACACUCCAGAGCUCUUCCAAGAGCCUUCUAACCUGUUCCAGGCGUUGUAGGCGAUGUAGAUGCCCCAACUGCCAGUCUCCCAACAACAGUGGGGAAAAGGGGAAGAAGAAACAGCAUGUCUGCCACAUUCCGGGCUGCGGGAAAGUCUAUGGGAAGACUUCCCACCUGAAGGCUCACCUGCGAUGGCACGCUGGGGAACGCCCCUUUGUUUGCAACUGGCUCCUUUGUGGGAAAAGUUUCACCAGGUCUGAUGAGCUGCAGCGACAUCUGCGGACACACACUGGGGAAAAGCGCUUCUGCUGUCAAGAAUGUGGCAAAAGGUUCAUGAGGAGUGACCACCUGUCCAAACACACCAAAACCCACCAAAACAGACAGCUAAAGCACACCAGCACGACUCUGGAGAGCAUCAAGAAGGAAUAAGGAAAAGCAGCUUCCCUGAUUUUUGGUUCUGGAACAACCCCAUUAACGGGCUGCUGAGCCAUGCAGGGCAGGUAGUUCUGAAGUUGGAUCUCUGCUCUGAGUUCACUGAUCUCAGCCAGGGUGAUAAUAAGGGAUAUUGUAUGUAGCUUGGUGUCCCUGGGCUAGGGAAGGGGGGAAAUCGGCUAAGAUUCCUGCUCGGAACCACUGAAUGUUGAACUUUUGCUGUGAAACUACACAUGAAUGUUGGACAGGGGACAGGUUGUGCCCAUGAAACCCUAGGUUGGCCACCUAUU
Messenger RNA from Stegostoma tigrinum, 1430 nucleotides. Its product is annotated as transcription factor Sp5-like. The coding region runs from base 1 to 1137 and encodes 378 amino acids. Gene Ontology annotation, molecular function: DNA-binding transcription factor activity, RNA polymerase II-specific; RNA polymerase II cis-regulatory region sequence-specific DNA binding. Gene Ontology annotation, biological process: regulation of transcription by RNA polymerase II. The transcript has 3 exons. The record is from RefSeq and is a predicted model, not a curated record. Lineage: Eukaryota; Metazoa; Chordata; Chondrichthyes; Orectolobiformes; Stegostomatidae.